Molecule: messenger RNA, 477 nt
Organism: Acanthosepion pharaonis
Lineage: Eukaryota; Metazoa; Mollusca; Cephalopoda; Sepiida; Sepiidae
Source: the annotation of a GenBank genome assembly
AUGCAUCCAUCUCAGUCUAUCUAUCUAUUAGGUUGGUCAAAAACGACAUUAUUACGUCAUUAUUUUUGCACCAACCUAAUAUCUAUCUAUCUAUCUAUCUACCUAUCUAUCUAUCUAUCUAUCUAUCUAUCUAUCUAUCUAUCUAUCUAUCUCAGUCUGCUUCUAUGUAUCGACCUAUCUACCCAGUCUGCGUCUAUGUAUGUAUGUAAUCAAUCUAUCUACCUAUCUACCCAGUCUGCUUCUAUCUAUCUAUCUAUCUAUCUAUCUAUCUAUCUAUCAUACAACCCAAAUGAACAAGCCCAAACAGAACACAAUUUUUUUCAUGUCGAUCGAUCUAUCUAUCUAUCUAUCUAUCUAUCUAUCUAUCUAUCUAUCUAUCUAUCUAUCUCAGUAUGCUUCUAUCAAUCUGCCUUUAUCUGUCUCAAUAUCUAUUUAUCUAUCGAUCUAGCAUACAACCCAUAUGGCGGCAGUAUUUGA